Molecule: messenger RNA, 738 nt
Organism: Dioscorea cayenensis subsp. rotundata (Guinea yam)
Lineage: Eukaryota; Viridiplantae; Streptophyta; Magnoliopsida; Dioscoreales; Dioscoreaceae
Exons: 2
Coding region: 64-477 (137 amino acids)
Source: RefSeq, a predicted model, not a curated record
AGUCGCACUUUCUUGAAAUUCAAUACACACACUUCAGUCUAACUUUCCACCACGUGAUAUCACAUGGGUGACAUCCGGUUACCACUUCCCCCAUCUCCUUUCCUCUCCUCCCGAUACACUAGGGUUUUCUUGCUUUCAUCCCGCCCUUUGGACUUCCAGCGCUCUCUUCAACAAGAUUUUACUCUUGCUGGUGAUAUCCUCGUUGCAACACCUUCUUCCAUCUCAUUCAUCCUCUCCUUUCUCCGUUGUGGUCGAACCGAAGUGCAUAUUGAUGUAGUUGACAUGGCUAUGAUGAGUGACAAGAAACACUACACCAAGGCCAGUCCCUUUUUUCUUACAGUGGCAGGGGCAGUUGAGGAGUGCAAGCCUUUUUGUUGCAAAAACUGCAUUCUAUUUUCAUAUUUAUUGGUUUUGCUCGAAAUUGGUUUUCUUGAAUUUGGUUCAUUUUUGCUUUCGCAAGGUUUGAAUUAUCCAUAAUUUCUUGUCUUUUGGGUGAUUUUUAUUCAUUUGUGUCUGGUUUCUUUUCUGUUUUUGUUAGGUCUAUAGAUUUUUAUAUGAAUGCUAUCAAUUUGUGAACUCAAUUUUUUUCUUAUGUGGUUUUGGUGAAUUUAGCUCAUUCACAUUGGUUUUGUGAUAGAAUGACCUGUAUGGCGCAAAAAGUUGGAGGCAUAUAAUGCCACCGUUGCAGCCUACCUAGUUCAUUCUUUUUCUCGUUACAUCCAAUUGUGUGUGCUAUUU